AUGGGUAAUUCAUCUUCAGCGAAGAAUAAGAAAGAAUCGUACGGCGGAAAUUAUAUGAUCAAAGUAAAUGAAGAGCAAAUUGAUAGAAUUCAAGUAUUGCAUCACAUUUUAAAAACAUGUUGUAAUGAUACGAAUUUCUCCGCGCCAAUCUAUCAGGAUUUGACGCGCGGUAUCAAAGUUUUGGACGUCGGAUCAGGUCCGGGCACAUGGAUAUUUGACAUGUCAUCAGACUUUCCUAGAUCACAAUUUGUUGGCAUAGAAAUACAAUCAUUUAUGUUGCCAACCAUUCACCCAUCAAAUACGCAUUUCAUACAUAACGAUAUAUUGCAUGGAAUACCCUUCCCUCCUAAUUCUUUCGACUACAUUCACAUGAGAAACAUGAACUUAUGCUUUACCGAAAAACAGUACGAACAAAUUAUCAGAGAAUUAAUUGACUUACUUAAACCAAAUGGUUACUUGGAAUUAUGUGAGCAGGAAAUUAGUUCGUAUAAUAUGGGACCUGUCACUCGAAAGAUUUCCGAUGAAAUGGGAAAAAUAUUAAUACAAAAAUCUAUGAAUCCAUUUGUGUCCAGCCGGUUGCACGUAUUUAUGAAGAAAUAUGGAUUACAAAAGGUUCAAAGAGAAAUGGUGAUGCUCCCGAUGAGCGAAUUAGAUGGGAAAAUUGGAUCAUUGCACGGACAAUCUGUUUUGAGUGGAUUACUCGGCGUAAAAGAUGUGCUAGCAAAGCAAAUGAAAUUAACUGGUCCUGAAGCUAAUCAAUUAUUAAAUGAUUAUCGAAAAGAGAUACAGUUAAUAAGAAUGUAUGUAUCAUCAAGAAAGUUAAAACAAAAAGAAAAGUUUGAAGGAAACUACAUAAUAAAAGUUGAUGAAAUGCAAAUCGACAGAAUACAACAAAUGCAUCAUGUUUUGAAGUCGGGUUUCGACAACACCAAUUAUUACGCGCCAAUUACUCGAGAUUUGCUACGAGGUAUCGAAGUUUUGGAUGUCGGUACUGGUCCAGGUACAUGGUUAUUUGACAUGUCAUCAGAUUUUCCCAAAUCACAAUUUACGGGAAUCGAAAUACAAUCAUUUAUGCUACCGACCAUUCAUCCGUCAAAUACAAAAUUCGUAAAGAACGAUAUAUUACAAGGAAUAUCAUUUCCUCCCAAUUCAUUUGAUUUUAUCCAUAUGAGAAAUAUGACUUUAUGCUUCACCGAAGAACAAUAUGAACAAAUUAUAAAUGGAUUGGUUGAUCUACUUAGGCCCAAUGGAUAUUUAGAAAUAAGCGAACCGGAAAUGGCCUCGCUUAAUAUGGGACCCACAAGCAAAAUAAUUUCCGACGCAAGUAAAUCGAGAUCAAUGAAUCCAUUCAUAAAUGAAAAAUUACAUGAUUUUUUGGAAAAAUCUGGAUUGAAGCAUGUCACCCGACAAGACGUGCUACUUCCAAUAAGUGAAUUAGACGGUAAAGUAGGUGCUUUAUAUGGGCAUAUUAUUUUUAGUGGUCUACUUGGAUUAAAAGAUAUAUUGGCAAAGCAAAUGAAAUUAUCGAAAAAUGGAAUCAAUUCAUUGCUAGAUGAUUACCUUCUAGAAACUAAAAGGACACGAAUGUAUAGUAAAUAUACACGCGUUUAUGGUAAAAAAAUUAUAAAUGAUAUUGUAUAA
Molecule: messenger RNA, 1641 nt
Organism: Funneliformis geosporum
Lineage: Eukaryota; Fungi; Glomeromycota; Glomeromycetes; Glomerales; Glomeraceae
Source: the annotation of a GenBank genome assembly